Messenger RNA from Callorhinchus milii (elephant shark), 1176 nucleotides. RefSeq names its product Yip1 domain family, member 4 (gene yipf4). The record is from RefSeq and is marked provisional. Gene Ontology annotation, biological process: endoplasmic reticulum to Golgi vesicle-mediated transport; vesicle fusion with Golgi apparatus. Gene Ontology annotation, cellular component: membrane; trans-Golgi network. Lineage: Eukaryota; Metazoa; Chordata; Chondrichthyes; Chimaeriformes; Callorhinchidae.
AUCUCAGUGGCUCUAUAGACUCACCAGAGGUUAAACUCAAUAUGGAUCCUGAAUUGGUAAAGGAUUCUUCAGCAACUGCAUUCUUGAGGAAAAGAGGGUAUGGAUGGCUUCUGGAAGUGGAGGACGAUGAUUCUGAGGACGCAAAGCCACUUCUAGAAGAGUUGGACAUAGAUCUGAAGGACAUUUACUACAAAAUCCGCUGCGUGUUGAUGCCAAUGCCAUCACUGGGGUUUAAUAGGCAGGUGGUGAGAGACAAUCCAGACUUCUGGGGGCCACUGGCUGUGGUUCUGUUCUUUUCAAUGAUCUCUUUAUAUGGACAAUUUCGAGUUGUUUCAUGGAUUAUAACAAUUUGGAUAUUUGGAUCGCUGACAAUCUUCUUAUUGGCCCGUGUACUUGGUGGUGAGGUUGCAUACGGUCAGGUUCUUGGUGUGAUCGGGUAUUCAUUACUCCCUUUAAUUGUAAUUGUUCCAGUCCUUUUGGUUGUUGGAUCAUUUGAGCUAUUGUCUACAGUUAUAAAGCUGUUCGGUGUGUUCUGGGCUGCAUAUAGUGCUGCUUCGCUGCUGGUUGGAGAAGAGUUCAAAACAAAGAAGCCUCUUCUGAUAUAUCCAAUAUUUCUUUUGUACAUUUACUUUUUGUCAUUGUAUACCGGUGUCUGAGUUUAAAGGGAUCUGGGACUGAUAUUCUUACUCGUUUUGCGGACUCUUUUCAAGAACUUCUGCAGACUCAACUAAGGAAACCAUGGUUGGAACAUAGGAUAGGCUCAGUGGCUGAAGAAAAUGUUUCUUCCCUCUUCUCUACCCUCCCCCAGACUUCCCAUGGUUAUUCUGGAGACUAAAAAUAUAGCUGUAUGAUUUAAACACUAGAAAAAAUCUACAAUGGUACAUAAUUCGUAUUUUUAACCUCUUCUGUGAAAAAAGACUCUAAAGAGAACUUCUUUGACAGGUUUCACAGAAUGGAUGGUAGUGGAACAGUGCUAAAUGCUCUGUGCCAAAGCUUUGCGAGAAAAUGACUAAUGACCAAUGAUAUGUAUUUAUGUCCAAUACAUAUUGGAUUUUUGGAACAAAUUGAAGAAAAUUCUAAAUGUUAAAACAUUGUUCUUUAAGAUCAUUGUACCUUUUAAGGUGUGCAAUUUUCUUAACUUGUGUUUUGGGGUUCUAAUAAAUGAGAUUGAUUCUG